Psylliodes chrysocephalus is the source of this 1323-nucleotide messenger RNA. NCBI's taxonomy places the organism in Eukaryota, Metazoa, Arthropoda, Insecta, Coleoptera, Chrysomelidae. The record is from the annotation of a GenBank genome assembly.
AUGGCACCUCGUCGGCACUUAGCGCAAGUUCAAGGCCUGGUCGGCGACGAGGUCGGGGGUGUCACCAGGUGCUGCGUACCUACGGGAGAGUGCCUGCGCGCCCAGCAGAAUAUGAACAACAAUGACCACAUGCUCAUCUCUUUGGACGAUCUUCGGGACACCGUGCGAGUAACUUGCAAUAAUGAGUUAUGCACUUCGGGUCGGUAUAUGCACCGCGAGUGCUUCGAUCAGUGGGAACAGUCCGUCUUAAGUUAUUUGAAGACAUGCGGAAGGGCUCGAUCUUGGUCCGAACGCCAAAGGCACCAGAACCUGUGGACCAAGAAGGGUUACGAUUUAGCCUAUAAGGCUUGUGCGUGCAAGUGUGGUCGCGGACAUCUGAAAAAAGACUUGGACUGGAUGCCGCCUCCGCCGACUAGCAAUAUCUUCGGCAGGAUCGAAGAAGUUGAUAACGGUAAAAAGAAGAAGCGAAAGAAUAAGAAUAACAAUUGCCGGCCUAUGCUUGCUAUCACCGGUAACCACCCUAUCGGUACCGAGGUUAGGGCUAGGACCGGCAGUUUGUCCUGUUCUAGUACCGGGUCUUCUAGUCCACCCACGUCUGGAAGCGAGCCCAGCAUUUCGCCAAUACACGCUCACUCUAAGAAGAAGAGCAAAGUCGAAAUACAGGAGAGAAUUCGUAUUGGAGGUGGAGCCAAUGGUAUAUUCACGCGAAGAUUGGAUUUCAGUUCGUUCAACGCACUUCCAAAGAAUAAACUCAACUCCUAUCAAAUUAAGACGGAGGAUGAAGGUAACCACGGCAAUGACGAUACCCGCUGCUUCAUUCUAUCCACUUUGGCAUCUCAAGGUCGCUCAAAAGUCCACUGCGUCCUUUGCGAAGAGCAGUUGCUAGUUUUCGACAGAUAUCCACUCGUAGAUGGAACAUUCUUCUUGAGUCCACGACAACACGCCAAAAGCUGUAUUGAGGUGAAAGUAGAAGGACGUACCCAAUUUCUCACUGUCGUCUGCAUGGGUUGUCUAGAGGGCGUGAAUGGUCGCGCCAUUGUAUGCAGAUUCUGUAACCAGAAAUGGGACGGAUCAUCCCUGGUUCUCGGUACCAUGUAUUCUUAUGAUAUCUUCGCCGCCAUGCCAUGUUGCACUGAGAGGAUAAAGUGCAACUCCUGCUACAAACCAGUCCUGCAUCCGACACAGCGGCUGAACUUCUUCAGCGACUACAGCCACAUGGUUCCAUGUCCGCAUUGCCGGACCCUCGACACUCACUUCGUGAAACCUCUCGGUUUCUGCUACGCCCGUCAGCUGUCGAGGGCUCUACAGAUGAUGUGGCCAUAG